GCGUGAUUUCAAAUUCCAGCGCGCGUUUUUCAGUCUGGGUUUCUUCUGGAGGUUUGAGAGUUUGAUCAUGGAUGAUGUGUAUGCAAAGUUCAUUGAGAGAAUGAACCCAACAAGAGUUGUGAUUGACAAUGAGUCUUGUGAGCUUGCCACCAUUAUAGAGGUUGUUAGUACUAUUAGGCAAGGAAUACUCCUUGAAGUUGUCCAAGUACUUGCAGACUUAGACCUCAUCAUAACAAAAGCAUACGUCUCCUCUGAUGGAGGAUGGUUCAUGAAUGUGUUUAAUGUGACUGACUGUGAUGGGAACAAAAUUAGAGAUGAAGGGAUCCUCGAUUAUAUACAGAAGCAUGUUGAAACUGAUGCGUGUUGCUUAGAGUCAAUGAGAGGGUUCACUGUGGGAAUGCCCUCGGAGGAGCAUACGUCAAUUGAACUAACUGGCAUUGAUAGGCCUGGGCUGUUGUCAGAAGUAUUUGCAGUACUUACAGACCUCAGGUGCAAUGUGGUGAACGGUGAAAUAUGGACACACAAUUCUAGAGCUGCUGCUGUUAUUGACUUGACAGAACAGUCAACUGGACAAGCAAUUGAAGAUCCAAAACGGCUCUCUACUAUCAAGCAAUUGCUUUGCAAUGUCCUCCAAGGAAAUAUCAGUUUUAUGACACCUAGAAUCACAAUAUCCUCAUCUGGGGUAACACACAGACAAAGGAGAUUACAUCAAUUGAUGUUUGCCGAUAGGGAUUUCGAAAGGCUUGAAGAUGUCGAGCAUAGUUCAAGAAUCCAUGUUUGCGUAUUAGAUUGUAAUGAUAGAGACUAUACUGUUGUCUCCAUAAGAUCCAAAGACCGGCCGAAGCUUUUGUUUGACACUCUGUGCACUCUAACAGAUAUGCAGUAUGUGGUGUUCCACGGGACUGUCAUCACAGAAAGGAUGGAAGCUCAUCAGGAAUACUACAUCAGACAUAUCGAUGGGCUUCCCGUAAGUUCAGAGGCUGAGAGACAACGUGUUAUAGAUUGCCUCGAAGCAGCCAUCCAGAGAAGAGCCUCUGAGGAACUGGAACUAGAACUGUGCAGUGAUGACAGACUCGGACUCCUCUCGGAUAUUACCAGAAUAUUUCGGGAAAAUGGUUUGCGCAUUAGACAGGCAGAGAUGGCAACAAGGGGAGGGAAACUCAAAGAUACAUUCUUUGUCACUGAUGUGUCUGGCCAACCUAUUGAUCCUAAAAACGUUGAUUUGAUUAGGCAACAGAUAGGACAAAACAUAUUGCGGGUGAAAGGGAACUUGAGUCUGUCUCCGAAAUUUCCUCAGGAGAUGGCAAGAAGUUUCCUCUUUACAAACCUUUUCAAAAGUCGCAGUUUUUAAGUUCCCAACUUCCAAGCUCGUAUAAUCUUUGCCUAUAGUUCGCUCAUGUUAUUUCUAGGAAGGAACAGCAUAUAGACAUUGAGUGCGAUUUCAGAACAAAGGACAACAAAAUUU
This is a messenger RNA of Juglans regia (Persian walnut), 1465 nucleotides long. Its product is annotated as ACT domain-containing protein ACR4-like. Lineage: Eukaryota; Viridiplantae; Streptophyta; Magnoliopsida; Fagales; Juglandaceae. The record is from RefSeq and is a predicted model, not a curated record. The transcript is spliced from 8 exons. The coding region runs from base 68 to 1351 and encodes 427 amino acids.